Frankliniella occidentalis (western flower thrips) is the source of this 14221-nucleotide messenger RNA. RefSeq names its product ubiquitin carboxyl-terminal hydrolase puf (gene puf). The transcript has 44 exons. Gene Ontology annotation, molecular function: cysteine-type deubiquitinase activity; cysteine-type endopeptidase activity. Gene Ontology annotation, biological process: protein deubiquitination. Gene Ontology annotation, cellular component: nucleus; cytosol. Bases 152 to 11008 code for a protein of 3618 amino acids. Lineage: Eukaryota; Metazoa; Arthropoda; Insecta; Thysanoptera; Thripidae. The record is from RefSeq and is a predicted model, not a curated record.
AGAGAAGGCAGUUUAUUGAGAUGAAUAGGAAAUAAUAUGGCUGCCUCUCCUUUCAUGUAGCCGACAAGUUUCCACUGUAAAGAUGACCAAAGCUAAUGAUUUUGCAAAAUACACAUGCAUCUAAGUAAUGAAUUCGCUUCGUUAAGGGAUUAUGAAAAUGUGUGAUAUCUGUGCGGAUUUCCUGGAGCUUCUCCAAACUUAUGAGGAAAAGAUAAUAAAUGAAAAUGAAGAGAGACCAUACCUACAAAAAGAUGAAUUUGAAGUGGUACUUCAGUAUGUACAGUCAUGGACACAGAGACAGUGCAUGUGCUGCUUCCGUGAGGCGAAAAAUUAUGAAAGGUUUGGUGUUAUUACCCAAAGCAUUGUUCUUAUGGCCAUUAAACAGUUGCGUGAUUUAAAAGAAGAACUAGCUUCAAAACUUAAAGCUGAUAAAGCUACUGAAGCACCUGAAAAAGUGCCAGAAGCAUUGGAAAUUAAAGACAAAUCCAAUGAAAAAGAAAUAACUGUGAGCAACCAACAGUCACCCCCAGAACCAUCAACACCAGUUGUCAAUGGAGAGAAAGACAAAGAGGUGGAUGAUGAUAAAGGGGAGCAGAUAAAUCAAGAUGACUCAGACCCAGAGAAAAUGAAAUCCAGUUGUGACUCCCAUUCUAAUCCUCAAGAGAAGACUGACAACCCCACUAAGACUGAAAAUGUGAAGCCUGUAGAAGGUGAAGACCAUAACAAGGUAGCUCUCAAAGAAAAAUGGAGUUUUGAAGACAUAGAAAAGCUACUGACAUUUGUCUCAAAGGUGUUUUUGUUAAAUUUUCCUUUAUAUGUAGUUUACAAACACAGCUUGCAGGCCAAGCUGGAAGAGGUCAGCUCUCAGGAAAUGAACUCCAUUACUGUCUAUUGUGAUCUACAUGACACUGAAAUUCCUCUUCAUCUUUUCCGCAAUGUUUGUGUGUUUUGUAGAGCUGGUGGCAUGCAUGCUAUGACUCAACUAUUUGAGCAAGUUGAAUGCAUGCAAAUGUUGCCAGUGUCUAUGUCUCAUGCUCUUAUUGCGAUUGUUUGCAAUUUGAAACUGUGGCUCAAUUUUCGAUCUGUAGUUCAGCUGUUUGUUCCUCUUCGUGCAAAAGUAAUGCGCUACAUGUGUAGUUUAUCAGACAAAGAAUUACGCUUACCUAGUAUCCGCACAAUGGCAGAUUUCAUGUGGAGUGCCGUGAAAGAUCCCAUGGAUUCUCCAGUCACUUUUGAUGUUGACGGUCUAGAUCUAGCUUUUAAAUAUUUCACAAGUCCUACUUUAACUAUGCGUCUGUCUGGUAUUGCACAAAUUAAUAGUCACAUAACUUUAUUUAAUGAAGUGUGCAACAAUGAAAAUAUAAUUGAGAUUGAAAAUGUAGGACAGAAAUUGGCAGAGUGGUUGAUAAAUAAUAAAAUUAUUGCUCACAUAUUUGGCCCUAAUUUACAUGUAGAGGUCAUAAAACAGAGUCACAUGAUUCUCACCUUCCUUGCCAUGGAAUGUCGCAUUUCCAGCGAUCAUAUUGACACUAUUUGGCAAGCAGCUCAAUUAAAACACUGUAGUCGACAAGUGCAUGAUCUAUUGCCUCCACUUAUAAAGCACUUAGAAGUUGGCCCAGUGAUGCAUCUGUAUUCAUUACUUUGCCGAUUGGAACCCAAAGAGCACACAGAGCAGAGUUUGUAUUUAGCAUCUGCCCUCAUAAAAUUUAUCUGGACAAGUAGCACAGGCACUAAUCCAUUACAUGGAACACCUCAUGUUAGCCAUCUCCAUGGGCAUGGUCAUGUGCAUGGGCUCCUCUCCACAGAUGGUGUAGUAGGAGUUGGUGGUGCCGCAGGGCUCCUCAGCCUUGGUGGUCUCACAGACCUCAGCAAGGUGCCCAUGCCUGGCUUAGAUUGUCGUGUUGUUGCUUCACCGUUUAGUAGUUGCGACAAUAGUGCAAGCAUGGAACCUUCAAAUUCAGAUGAUGAUCAGGGUGAAAGCUCUGCUCAGAGUGAUGGACGGAAGAGUCCAAGUGAAACAAGUGAUGGUCCAACACCUUGCAAACAGCCUCGAAAACAUAGAAAACACAUCAGACAUCAUCACACAGCAGGAAACGGUGAUGACUCUUCUGAUGACAGCUUAAAAAUUGAAGAUCUGGAGGAGGAAGAGGAAGAAGAGGAAGAAGAAGAUGAAGACGAUGAACAAUCACCUGGCGUCUCAACCCCUAAACUGAUCCCCCAUACACCAAAGCCUGUUGAUUUAUCAGAUAAACCCAAAUCAUUAGAAAAGGUCAAUUCUGAUGAAAAAGAUGUUAGACCUGACAUUGAUCAAAGGCCACCUGCACGAGUUAGUAAAGAUUGUGAAGAUUCCACCGCACCAAUCAAACUCAACAGGACAGGCAAAAUGAGUGACAAUGAUAUGGAUGCUGAUGAGGAAGAUGAAGUGUUAGCAGAAACACCCCCAGUUGUCAACAAGAGAAAGAGGAUAGUAUAUGGUAUGAGAAAGCGCCCCCGCAAGUCCAUCGCAGGGAAAGAGCGAGGGGGAGAAAAAUUAAAAUCUGAUAAGGGAAUGGAUGUCAUGCUUUGCUAUGAAGAUGAGUUAGAUGAUGAUGAUGAUGAAGAAACAGGCACUGAUGCUGAUGAUGACUGCAGCAACCUUAGUUCCUCAAUGAGAGAUGCUGUUCCACAAGCCUUAACUCCUGAAAAGAAUGCAAAAGCACUUGAUCUCAUGAGAAGGCAACACAUGGGUCAUGAUCACUCAGGAGAAGGCCCCCAUGAUUCAACAACACUGCUCACGCAGGGUGCAGUAAUGACCGAACUGGCUAGUCUGGUUGAAGGGACUCAAUAUACUUCACCACAUGAAAUACACGAGUGCCGUCCUUUCAUCAAAUCAUUCCCACACCGCCUCCUGGCUGGAUGCUUGCCCACCUGGCACUAUUCUGCUAGACCCCUGGAUAUGAUGGAUGAUUUGCUUAGUGAGCCUGAAGGAAGCUAUUCCUCCCGAAUGAGCAACAAAUCAGAGAAAAAUCUUGCUGACUUUGAGGGAGAGGAGUCAAACUGUGAUGAGGAAAUAGCUCAAUUGGCAGCUCGAGCUCAUCAUCUUCAGCAAAUGGGUAUUCAGUGCUUUAGCCAACAUAGCCCAAAGCUUUGCCAUCGGCUAAGUCUACGUGAUGGGACGAGGGAUCAAAGAUUGCGCUCUCAAUUUGAUAUGGAGUGUGUUUGCAAGCCAGGAAGCACCUUACUUUGGGACUUACUUCAAGAUGAUAAAAUUGGCCAACUGGGCGAAGGUCUUGCAAUAGAAGCUGAGAAAGCCUUAUCGAACCUUCUGUGUUUCAACACUGAGAGAUUAAUUCGAAUGAAGUUCAUAGAAGGUUGCUUACAGAAUAUUGCAAACAAUUGGUCAGUGGUAGUAUCUUUGCGUAUGCUACCUAAGCUUUUGACAUCUUUUCAACAUGUGAGGAACAUGGAUACACACCAAGUUGCUAUGUGGGCUGAACAAGAGCACAAUAUGAUGGAUCAUUUCUUAGCAAAUCUUGAACAUUAUACUACACAAUGUCAAAAAGAAGGUUACACAGACACACUCUAUUCUCACCAAGUUCAAGUGCAAGUCCGCCUUCAGUUUCUGACAUCUCUGUUUUCUCCUCAUGGAUCUCCCAUGCAUUUUAGGCUGUCAGUUAAUCAGCUUGAUGUACUUUGGAAGUGUUUGGCAACGGAUGAACAGUGCUCAGAUGAGCUCUUUGCAUGGCUGCUCAGGCAGGCCAAAAGCAAAGACUUACAUGCUCUCAGUACUGAGUCUCUCAAACAUUUGUAUUUGAGGAAGCUUCCUUCAUUGCCAGCUGAAACCAUAAGCAUGACAGCUUUAAGUUUGUACCAGCAGUUAUGUAACAUGGCCCGGAUGGCAGCACAACAUUUUGAUUCUGAACCUAUUGGUAUGGAGUAUCUGUGGAAGAUAGCUCUACGAGCUAAUAAUACUGAUGUUAGUAUGGCUGCCAUACAGUACCUCAACAGUUAUUAUAUGGGGAGACAGCUAGAACAAGAAUGUGAAUUUGUGUCCCAGUGCAUGGCACAUCUAGUUGCAGCGACAACGGAUUUAGCCUUGGCUGAAGAAGCAAGCCUUCUCUGCAUUCAGCGAGCUCUUUUGCUUUUAAAGACGCAUCUCGAAACUUUCAGAAAGCGAUAUGCUUACCACCUUCGUCGUUGGGCCUUAGAAGGCAGAGGAGUUGGAAGUCAUGUCCAGCUUCUGAGUGGGGAAAGAGGUUGUCAGACUUUGAAAGUUGCAGUCCAGCCUGCAGGGAUGAAUGAAAAAGUUAUAUUUGAACUACUCUCAAGUGACUUCAUAGCAGAUCUGCGAGCGGAAGUGGCAAAAUGGUGGGAGUCCAUUCAGCCAUCUCCUGCCUUAGGUACUCUGUUAUCCGAAGGGCCUCUCCGAAUGAUAACCCAAGGUCAAGAACUCAUAACAGAUUUUGAUGAGAAAACUCUGCAAGAAAUGGGGUUUAAAAAUGAACAAAUGGUUUACAUAUCUAUGGGUGCUUCAAGACCUCAGAAAAAGAGAGAUUCAGUGGACUCUCCCUCUGUUCUUCCACCUCCACCUAGAGAAUGCUUACCAACAUUACUGCUUCUUCAGCCUCAAUAUUUUGAACACUUGUUCACGCUGAUGCAGACUUUGAGUAGUAUGAAGACACCAGUAAAAGGAGGAAAGCAGAUACCUCACACCAAAGCACAAGUGUUGUCAAGGAGAGUGUGGGAUAUACUUACACUUUUGCCCACUAGUCCCACACUCAUGCGAGGUUUUGAAUCAUUCGGAGAAGUGUGUGAUGAUGAAAAAUCAGGAGAUAGGCCUUCACUUGAAACUUUGCUUGACCCUAGCAGUCCACAAAAGCUGAUGUACUCUCUCUAUAUUGUAGAAAGUUUAAGCAGACCUGCAGGAGUAUCUAAUUCAGGUCCAAAAAGCAGUCACAGACUAAACAAUAUCGGAGGGGAUGGUGAUGUGUCAGUUAGUUCUAAAGGCACUAAUGGCCUGUCUUGGAGCCAAGUGUUUGUCAAACAUGGUGGUCUUAGACAUCUAUUUGAUAUCUUCAUGUCUGGUGUGCUGCAAAGGUCAGGGGGAGAUGGCAGUGAGUGGCAACAAGAUUGUUUAGCUUGUCUGCUGAAGCUCUUGUGCCAAUUAGGCAUGGCACAACCGGAGGACAGUGAAAAGGACCGAUCACUCGAAGCUCAAGAUUCGAGAGAAGGUGUUCGUAGCUCAAAGCGUCAACGUAGAAUGAGGAAAAGCAGUGCAGAAAAGCUAGUAGUGCCUAAACUCAAUGAUACAAUGCUUCAAAUGAUGGAAACUGAUCCAGUCAUGCUCCGCUUAACGACGAUCCUCCAUGAAGCUUCCCUUCCUAGAGAUCCAAAUCACUAUAAGACUGGUUUCUGGGGAAGAGCUCAAGUUGUGCAUUAUGCAAUGGCCUUGUUAGUGUCUUGGGUGCAUUCGGAGGAUGGAGCAAGACAGGCAUUGUUUCAACAGAGUAAUUUUGCCAACUGGCUUCAAAGGCUAGUCCUUGAAGAUCCAGAGCCUGCUGUAAGAAGAGAGGUUUGUACAGCAUUGUACAGGCUUUGUCUAGGAACACCAGUAGGGCCUGUGGCAAAUCCACCCUCACCAACAAUCAGUGCGCCAAUGCUGGCUCAGUUAUUACAAUUUCUGCCAAUUGCAGAGAGUAUGCGGCCACCUCGAUUAGAAAAUCUCCAUCAUACAGAAGAUGGAAAAGAACCAUAUGGUCCAGCUUGCCGAGAUUAUUUUUGGCUCAUGUGCCGGCUUGUUGAUAGUCUACCUGAUGAAUUUGUGCGAGAGAGCAUUGAAGAUCCGAAUAAUUGCAUACUUGGUAUCGAUAAAUUAGCCAGACAGUUAGUCCUGGCAGUGCUGAGGCGAGAUUUCCUUGAAACUAGACAUAAUACUAUAGAAGAUGACGGUUUGGUGGGUCUGCUUAAUCUAGCUACUGUGACCUUUAAGCACAGACCACCUUUGUCCUCAAGCAAAGAGGGACAAGAAUUUUUGUCUGAGGUUUUUGAAUUUCUCUUUGCUUUACCAAAUCCAAGAAAAAGAUAUGUGCCUAAAUGUAAGUCGCAAGCAUCUCGCUCAGCUGCUUAUGAUCUCCUUGUGGAACUUGUACGUGGUUCACCUGACAAUUACCGCAUUUUACAUGAAAAACUUCUUGAGCAACACAAACCAGGCCCCCACUCACCAUAUCCUUGGGAUUACUGGCCUCAUGAAGAUGGUCGGUCUGACUGUGGUUAUGUUGGGCUCACUAAUCUUGGAGCUACAUGCUAUAUGGCCUCAUGCAUGCAACAUCUAUAUAUGAUGCCUCAAGCCAGGACUUCUAUUCUUGGUGCCGUACCAACAGACAGCAAACAUGAGCAGACUCUUCGUGAAUUGCAGCGCAUGUUUGCAUAUCUCUUGGAAAGUGAGCGCAAAGCGUACAAUCCACGAAGCUUUUGUAAGGUAUACACUAUGGAUCACCAACCACUCAACACUGGUGAACAGAAGGACAUGGCUGAGUUUUUCAUUGAUUUAGUUUCAAAGCUUGAAGAAAUGACUCCUGAACUCAAGAAACUAGUAAAGUCCCUCUUUGGUGGUGUCAUCAGCAACAAUGUUGUAUCUUUGGACUGUGAUCAUGUGAGCAGAACUCUAGAGGAAUUCUACACUGUAAGGUGUCAGGUGGCUGAUAUGCGUAAUCUCUAUGAAUCUCUUGAUGAAGUUACUGUAAAAGAUACUCUUGAAGGGGAUAACAUGUAUACUUGUUCUCAGUGUGGAAAGAAAGUCCGUGCAGAAAAAAGGGCCUGCUUUAAGAAACUUCCCCAUAUCCUUUGCUUCAACACCAUGAGAUACACUUUCAACAUGGUGACGAUGCUCAAAGAAAAAGUCAAUACACAUUUUUCAUUUCCAAUGAGACUAGAUAUGUCUGGUUAUGUUGAACAGAAACUAAUGCCUCAUAGAUAUCAAGAAGAGAAAAAAAGGGCUAAACAGCGAAAAAUAGAAUUAGCUGCUAGUGAAGUCCUGCAGCCUGAUGUAACUGAAAAGGCAGAAGAUUGCGCUUCCGAUGCAGAAGAGUUCAAUGAACGUUAUGAUUAUGAUCUGAUUGGUGUCACUGUGCACACUGGGACAGCUGAUGGUGGGCAUUAUUAUAGCUUUAUCAGAGAUCGCACUACACCAAACAAAGAUAAAUGGUUUUUCUUCAAUGAUGCAGAGGUGAAACCCUUUGAUCCAAAUCAACUUGCUUCAGAAUGCUUUGGUGGUGAAAUGACGAGUAAGACAUAUGAUUCAGUGACAGACAAAUUUAUGGACUUCAGUUUUGAAAAAACAAAUAGUGCCUACAUGUUGUUCUAUGAAAGGUGUAGUUCACCUGAGGGAGAACAAUGUAGCUCAAAAGAAGUUGAUGCUGACUUUGCAGAAACAUCAUCUCAGAUCAAUCAAAGCCCUCCUCCCUCACAAACAUCAAGUCCACCAUCUUUUGAACUGAACAAAGAGUUGGAAGAUUGGAUCUGGCAAGAUAACAUGCAUUUUUUGAGGGACAAGAAUAUAUUUGAGCACAAUUACUUUAAUUUUAUGUGGCAGAUUUGUGGUUACAUCCCGCAAACUCUUCUCAGCCUUCAGCCUGACAUAACAGAAAUGGCAGCUCAGCUUUCUACAACUUUUUUCUUAGAAACAUUUAUUCAUGCCAAAGAAAAGCCAACCAUGGUUCAAUGGGUAGAACUCCUCACAAAACAAUUCAAUGCAUCGCAAGCUGCAUGUGAAUGGUUUUUAGAACAUGUAGCUCACAAUGACUGGUGGCCUGUUCAAAUUCUCAUAAAAUGUCCGAAUCAGAUGGUUCGACAAAUGUUUCAAAGACUCAGCAUACAUGUCAUAUCCCAACUUAGGCCUAUCCAUGCUCCUUUAUACUUAAAAAUGGAUUCAGAUGAUGACGGAUCAGAAGAAAUUGAUCCAGAUAAAAUUGGUUAUCUGUCUUGUGUUACAAAGUUUAUUCGCAUGCUCCUUUCUUUGAUGGAGCAUGGAGCAAAGACCCACUUAAAACAUCUCACAGAAUAUUUUGCUUUGCUGCUUGAGUUCAGUAAAAUGGGUGAAGAAGAGUGCCAAUUUCUGAUAUCAAUUCAUGCCAUCUCAACUAUGGUUAAUUUCUAUCUUGGACAGAAGAGCCAUGAAUAUGUGGAAGUUGUUAGUGAGGAAGAAGAUGAUGAAGAUGUUACUCCUCUUCCAACGGACAAGUAUAAACCUGCUUCUUUGGAAAAAAUGAUUACACUUGUCGCCAUGCUGGUGGAAAAAUCACGAGGGCUGGACCGAAAUUUACAACUGUCCACUCUCGACUUCAAUGCUUUUGCUGGUGGGAAAGGAUUCCCAUUUCUCUAUCAGCAAAUUAAAGAUUGUAUCAACCUCCAACAAACAAAAAAUCUUGUCCAUUCAUUGUGCCGUUGGAAUGACAGACUGGCCCAACACAUUGUGGGUAUGAUUUUCCAAGCAAUAAUGAAGCACUCAGAGAUUUGUCAGCCAUUUUUCAAAAUACUAACAUUAUUGGUAGAAACAAGUGGUACACCUAGUGGAUUACCAUGCUUCUCACAGUUAGUCUUGGCUCGUAUUUGGGAUGUAGCAGAGUAUUGUCCUCAGGCUACCCUUGAGUGGCUCUCUGCCCAAGUUCCUCGUAAUAAACUUGUGCACACGUGGGUCUUGCAGGGCUUAGACACUUGGGUAGAACAUUUUCUUGUUGGUCAUAACAACCAGCGGGUCCGCUCUGCUGCUGCUUAUCUGUUGGCAUCAUUAAUUCCAAGCCAAACUUUCCGUCAAGGAUUUCGCACAGCACGUCCCAUGCCCAGCCAUUACAAAGAAAUCAUAAAUUCUCCUGAAGCCUUGGCUGUUUUACACAAAGUUACUAGUGUUUUAUACCGUCUCCUGAAACCUAGUCGGCAUUAUGCUGAUGUGGGAACUCAUGGGACUAAUAAAUUGACUGCAUAUUUCUCAUUGCUCUCAUACUGUUGUAUGACCAACACUGAAAAACUCAUGCUACAACCAUAUUUUAUGGAUUUGUGGAACUUAUUCCACCCCAAACUUUCCGAGCCAGCUGUCCCAAUACACCACAACAAACAAGCAUUGUUACUCUUUUGGCAUCACGUAUGUGAAGGAUGUCCGGAAAAUGUUCAGUCUAUUUUAAACAAUCCUUCAAUCUUAAAAAACAUUGCCUUCAACUACAUUUUAGCUGACCAUGAUGAUCAGGAAGUGGUUUUAUUCAACCGUACUAUGUUACCAGCCUAUUAUGGUCUUUUAAAACUAUGUUGCUUACAAUCACGAUCAUUCACUCGUCAGUUAGCAGCUCAUCAAAAUGUGAAUUGGGCUCUGAAGAAUAUCACACCACACCCAACUCAGUACACCUUGGCUGUUGAAGAACUUUUUAAGCUGAUGGAACUCUUUGUCAUGAAACAUGCUGAUAGCACAGAACAAGACAUCCAUGAAAUCAAUACAUUCCGUAAACAUACAAUGCAGCUUUACUUGCAGAUAUUAGAUGGACGAUCAAUGUGGGCCACUCUCAUUCAAGCUUAUAAAAUACUUGUUGAGAAUGAUGAAGACCGGCUGACUAUCAUCCACAAUGGUGGACUUCAGAUGUUCUUUGAGGCUUUUCACACACUCCAUGUGAUGUACCAUGAGGCUACAGCUUGUCAUGUGUCAGGUGAUUUGUUAGAACUGUUGACUGCUCUUCUUGAACUACUGAAGUGUCUUCAAAUGUCUCGAGAUCAAAGACUGGAUCAAGUAGCUGCUGGCAGAAGUGACCAAGAAGUGGAUACUCAAUCUCCUGCUCAGCUCAUUUUAAGUUGUAAAGAAUGGAUGGACAUGUUGCGUAAACUUGCCACACUUUUGAAUUCAUACAACUCUGAUGAAAUGCGAAAACUAAGCUUAGAUUUAUUGGCUCAGAUGGCAGCACUCAUACCAAAUGAAGUGACACAAGUAGUUGCUCCUUUACUUCUUCAUUGUCAUACAGCUGUCCAAGAAAAUCAUAACCCUGUACCCAUGGGACCCUUCUUUCCUCGUAGUGGUGGCAAACAGGCCACGUUGGGCAUGAAGGCCUCCUCUCGUCCAGUUCGACCAAUGGUACAGAUGUCGGUGCCACACAAUCAAUUGGAACCUGCAAAGGGUAUGGAUCCUACUUAUGAUCAGGCAUUGGAAGAUUAUUUUGGACCAUAUCAUGAUUUUCUGGACACAUUAUGCCGUAUAGCUGUUGCAUCAGGAUGCAUGACCGAUCAGUUAGUCAUUCUCAGUGCUAUGGUUGGGUUUGAAGCUGUUCCUCUACACUUUACACGCUUUCCCAAACUGUGGCUUGACAUAUAUCAUUCUCAAAAUGUGGACCGCAAAUAUAUUGUUAAACUUGUAAAUUCAAACUACUUUGUGGAUUAUGUUGAAGCUGUCCUCUUGGAUGAGAGAAGUUCUCUUAACAUUCCUGUUAUUUUUAACUUCUUAUCCACUUACUUUCCCAAGGUUUGCAAGCAGGUGCUAAAUGAUCAAACCCUUCGAGUUCUUCAAAGCAUUCCAGGAAAGUUACAUGAAUUGGUGGGCAAUGUGGACGUAGUGUCGGAUGCAGCUAGGUUAAACGGUGACUUGCGUGCAUUAUUAUUGGUUCAGCGUGUUGCUCCUCAGCCCCCAAACACAAAUGCAUCUCAAUCUGCUCCUUUGACAACUACUCUCUCACUUCUUCUUAAAAAAAUUAUGUCUGCCAAGGAGUCUGUUUCUACGGACGAUAAUAAUAAAACUGGUGAUCCCCCAUCAAAGAGAAGGAAGAUAAGUGGUGGUGAAGAAUCCCCUGAAAAAGCGGAAGAAAGUGAAAAGGAUGUAAGUGCUGACCCUACCAGUAGUAAAGAACCUCUCACCAAUUGUGAGAGUUCUAGCAGCAGUAGUUGUGGUGCUGGUGGUUCAGUGGAAGGGGCAAAGGAAAAGACACCCUUAUUUUGGUUAGAACAGCUAGAAAUGACUGUACGUGAAAUCUUGGGCAUGCUUGAGACAAAGACAAAAACCUGAUGCUUGAUUGCAAGUUAUGUUGUUAUUUUGAGUGAUUUUCUAUCUAAGUGUUGGUUGAUUGUUCUGGUUGAAUGUGAUAACCGUAGGUACAUUUGUUAAAAUUAAGACUUUGUGACUCUUUGUAGACUUAAGUUGUGGCAUGAAAAUGGAAGGGCAACUAACUACCAUGGGGUUCUGUUAUUGUUAUGACUAUCGAAUUCCACCUAGUAAUGUGGUUGUAGAGUUUGUUGCUUGUUAUUCAAUUAAAAGAACGAUACAUUUUUCAGUCCUAAGAUUAACUUGUUUGUAAUUUAUUUCAUGUUUAUUGUGCAUAUUUGUCCAUAUUUGUAUAUGUUGUCUAUAGUGCUCUAACAAGUUGUGGGUGAAAAAAUAUGAAAAAAUAAAUUUUGUGAUCUAAUUGUUAAUUUGUUUCGUAUCAGGCUAGUUUUAGAUUUUUAUAUGUUCAAGCCAAGUUUUAGAGAAUUUUCUAAUGUUUUUUGAAAGACGCAAAUCUCAGUGACAUUCAGUCUUAAAGUAAAUAUCUAAAACUUUCAGUAGUGGCUGGGGCUGGAGCCACUGCUUUGCACUGUGAAUAUCUAACUUCUUGUGCUGAAAGAGCAUAACGUUUAAAAGUUUUGUAAAUAUUUAGCACUUUUUUGUUCAGUGUCCACUUUUGUGCAUCAUUUCUAAUUGCCAUUUAUCAUCACUUGCUUUUCUUACAAGUUCAACAAAGAAAAGUUUUGGUGUCUUGGCGAAUUAAGUAGAUGAGACCAAAGAAUAAGGGAAUUGCAUUAUGUGGUUUCAUGGCUAAAAUCCAUGCUUGUAUAACUUUGCCAUCAUUCUAUACCCCCCUUUUUUUUGUUUUUAAAUUCAUCUGUAAACUAGGAUGAUACAGUGGUUUGCUGAUCAUUGGCUUGAGUUCUGUGCUUCUGACAAUUAUGUUUCUUUUUUACUACAAACUGUUUUGUGAAAUUUUAUCUGUAUUUUCUGGAAACUUCAUUGUUUCUGAUCUAAUUAUUCUUUCAAUGUUAUUGUGUACUAUUUUAUUGUUGAUUUUAGAAACAAACUUUUCCCAAUACUCUAUUAUAAGCAAUGAUGAAUUAAGAUACAGAUGAUGAAACUACUUCUAACUAAUGAUGGUUGUUUGGGUGCAUUUUAGGUAUGUUGUGUUUGUGCAUAUUCUUGGCUUGGUCUGGUCAUGAUGCAGUAUCAAUUUUUCCUUAGCUGGUAUUUUCUUACCAUUCAUUGUUACUGUAAUCCUAUACCCAUUUUAUCAUAUUCUAACUGCUAAUUCUUUACAAUCUUUCAAAUCUGUUAGUAAUGGCACAGGUUUAUCACCUGUCAUGAUAUCUGAUGUGUGUUAGUGAUUUAAUCUAAUUAAUUAUUUAAUGCUCAAACAAGAAUUCAUUUUAGAUAGAAAGAGGAAGAAAUGAGAAGUUAUUGUGUUAUUGCUACACAACAAUGUAUUUUUGGUUCAAAUUCACACAGGCUUUCUAUUGGUCCUGAGGAAUUUAAUAAUUAUCUUUUUACAUAGAGUAAAGAGUUCCAAAACUCUUGUGUAAAUGAAUUUUCUUCCUUUUUGAUAUCUUUUGUUUGUUUUCGUAUUAUUUUUUGUUUGGCCAAUUUCAACUUAAUAUGUGCAUCUUUUUAAUUCAGACCCUUUUUUCCACUACAGGCAAUGUGAAAACAACUUCUAAGUGGAAAGUCAUCCCUCUAUGACUGUAGAAACUGAGUUCUUAUCUAUUUCUUUCCUCUAUUGUUAUUAUUAUUUUUUGUACACUCUGCAGACUGACUGGCUUGUAAUUUUUCUUCUGCUUUUUCUUCAGUUUACUUUUCAUUUAGAGGAAGUGACUUAAAAGUCAAGCAUUGUGAUUGAAUUUAAAGAGUUUUCUGCAGAUUUUCUAUACAGCACACAAGGUUUAUACCCAUAUUUAAUGUAUGUAUUGUAUAUUGUAAAGCAUGACCUGGUGUACUGUAUAGACCAUCUACAGACCUCUGUGAUGAAUUUCAAAGUCUAUUUUAUUGGUUUAGUUUUAUAAUAAAACUGUACAUAUCACUUAUUUAGGGAAAAGCUUAAAUGUUAUCUUGUUUGUAUACCCUUUGUCUACAUCUAUUUGUUAAAAAAGAGAAAUCAUAACUCAUUCAAAGUGUCAAUUUAUUGUGCUUACCUGUGCUGUAUACAUUUCUGCUUAUAGCUUUUGAGCCUAUGGCUUGUCUUUAUGGAUAAUUACAUCCAUUUCUUCAUUGAUGAAAAGGACUGCAUUUGGUAUGGUACAAAAAUUAAGACUGUGAAUGUGUAUUUCACUCAAUUGCUCAGCAGUCACAGGCCAAUUCCUUUUCAGUUUCACUUAGAUAAUAAAUUUGUUAUUUUCUGGUUACUAGAAUUCGCCAUUUUGUUUGUGGUUAUUUGGGUGUUAGCCAAUGGCAGGGGCCUCGCUCAUAAACUACAUUCACAAAAAGAAAUCUUAUAUUUUCUCUAGUCUUUAUGUUGCAAAGUGAAUGUUUCCAUUUAAUUGGUGCAUCCAUGUUCAUAAAUUCUUGGAUAACAUAUGACAAAUAUUUGUGAUGUGUUUUUCUGCUGACUGGGGAAAGGAGUCAUCCCCUUUUGCUGCUUCUUUUGGUUUGCCAAUAACUUUGCAUUGUUUUAUCCCUCAAUUAUUGACUGGUUCUAACCCUUUCCUUCAUAAAAAAAUUGAUCCAGAUGAUUUGUAUGUGCAGUCACUCAUUUGCUUUUAUCAAGAGAACAUUGUGAAAGUUUUACAUCCAAUGAUUUUGAAACAUUUUGGUUGUUUUAUCAAUCUUAGCAAUUAAACUUGUGUAUAUUUUUUGCAUCACAUAAGUUCUAUAAAAGUAUGUGCAACAGGCUUCUCAAACCUGCUGUUCUUCUGAGAGAUAAUUCUCUUGAAUAAUUAAAUAUGCCAUGUAAAGUGUUCUCCUGUUCCACGCCUCAUUUCUGUAAAUACAACUCUUCAAAUUAUGCUGUUAUAAAUUAUGCUUUGUGUGUCAAUGUAUAUGUGCCAUGGUGUCUGAACAAAUGGGGCCACUCAUGUGUGCAUUCCAGACAGUUUUUUUUUGUACUAUCAUUCUAUUUGAUUCAUAGAUGUAGUUAUUGUGUGUAGAACAUAAAGUACAUUGUAUUGACUGUAUUGCAUUUUCCCCUUACCUUAUCCCUCUGUGAUACCCUGCCUAUAAAAGAAAUGGUGGAAUGGAAUAAACUAGAUUUUGUAAGUAGAA